AAAAUAUAAUAUGUGUGUGUGAGCUAGAGAGAUAGAAAAAAAAAAAGAAUCAUAACCUGACACUUGAAAUAAAGAUAGUUUCAUAUUCGAAUAUUAUACCGCAAUCUUAUGCAAUUUUAAACAAUAAAAAAUAAAAAUAAUAAGUGUCAAUAAAUAUAUAAAUAAUUAUGUUAAUAAAUCGAUUGAGUGCUCUGACCUAUCAGUUAACUAGGAGGUCCUUGUUACAAAGGGUAAUUUCUAGAAGUAGUACUCAGUCAACACAAAUUAAAAAUAAGAAGCGCGACGAUGGCGAUGAUGAUGAUGAUGAUGAUAAAUCCAAGCCGAUUCCAUAUUCAACAUCACCUGCAGCGGAAUGGCUGGCUCAAUUUAGUCAACAAGGUGGCAGAAGAGAUGAACCUUGGUAUCAACCAUACAUUGUUCUUGUUAGUUCUUUUACAUUUUUUGUUUACUUUGUCUAUCUGAGAGAAGCUAAUGAUUAUGACGAACUAUUAGAUAGAGAACUGGGCGAUCACUUUCCUGACCUCAAAGAAGCUGAUAUUAGAAGGAAACUUCCCCCAGAAAUUGUUAAUAAAAAAAUUUAAUAAUCUAGAUUAUUGUCUUAUUAAAUAAAUUAAGUUCUCUACUAUUAAUGUAA
This is a messenger RNA of Cotesia glomerata, 634 nucleotides long. RefSeq lists its product as uncharacterized. The coding region runs from base 168 to 581 and encodes 137 amino acids. NCBI's taxonomy places the organism in Eukaryota, Metazoa, Arthropoda, Insecta, Hymenoptera, Braconidae. The record is from RefSeq and is a predicted model, not a curated record. The transcript has 2 exons.